Vespa mandarinia (Asian giant hornet) is the source of this 1607-nucleotide messenger RNA. RefSeq lists its product as uncharacterized. Lineage: Eukaryota; Metazoa; Arthropoda; Insecta; Hymenoptera; Vespidae. The record is from RefSeq and is a predicted model, not a curated record.
AUAGAAAACACCGUUUUGAGACGAUUUUUUUUAAAACGAAAUUCCUCGGCGUAGAAACCGAUUGAUAACUAAAAGUCGAAGCGAAAAUAGUCAUUACCAUGCAACAAACUGAGAAGCACAAAACACAGAAGUACACGGCUGGGCGUUCGCCUUUGUGGUCCACAAAAUAUCAAACAGAUGUCAGAGAUUCUUCGGAUGCGAACUGGAAAUAUCUUCACAAACAUAAUUCGUCUGUUCCACCAAACAAAGCUAAUAGGAGACAAGUCAAUGCGACGGCCGAACCAGUAUCGAAUUAUUAUUUUACUAUGAAUUCCUACAAACAACCUAAACAUCACAAUUGCGAAUCUCCAACGCAUACAAAAUACACGACGUGUCAAAAUACAGAACCACAUCGAUGGACAUCGCACAAUCAGACUAAAAUUCCUCGGAACAAGUUUUACACUACAAACAACAAUAUCGCGAUCGUGAGAAGGUCUAAUUACAAUAAGAACGAGUUGGAGGAUGACGAGAAGGUAAGAUACGUUGAUGAGGAAAUGGGUAAUUUCACCGAAGAUAACAUCGAGGAGGAUGCAAUCGAGGAAGGUACUAGUGGUGAUCGACAUUUUGAAAUUUCAAAAUUUCACCAUAAGUUUCUUUUAAAAUAUUCAACAUGUUGUUGUAUAGUUGAGGACGAUCAGGAAGAAACAGCUGAGUCCGUCGAUAAGGAUUACGAAGAACACGAAGCAGACGAUGAGAUCGACGAAGAAUCCGAUUCACCUAUCUUGAGGUCACAAAAAUUGCAGAGACGACCUAAAAAGGAUGAAAUUUUACAAGAGCAACAAAGAUCAAAAUUAGUUAAGCAACAACAAGAUCCACGGAAGCUUCAUUAUCAACAAUACAUACAAAACUCAUACGAUAGUCAUCCGUCAAGAAGAAGAUACUACCACGACCUCGAUGAUCGCGACGCAACAGAAUUUUAUUCCGACAAGGAACCAAUAGAACCACCAACACCACCAAAAAAUUCUAUCAGAAGGUUAGGGAACUGUUAUCAACAUAGGACACCAUCUAGAAGUUCAUCCGAUCGCUACGAUACCAUUGCUUCUUUGAAUCAAUCGAUUCGCCGACCUCGACCUAGACAGGAUGUCGAAGCUCUGUUGCAUUCGGAAAAUAAUAAGAAAUGUAUAAGAUGUGGUGCACCUUCUGGUAACAGAUCUUCAACGACAAGUAAAAAGAACAGCUGCAGAUUUCAAGAACAUCCUAAUUUUAUUGUGAAAGAAUCGAUCGGCGACGAUAUGGAUGCCGUUGAAAAAAUUAUAUGCAGCCGUUGCAACGUCAAACACAAUUCCGAGGACAUUGAAAGACCUUACAGAUUAACAAGAUCAGCUUUGCAGACAUUAAAACCACGACGAUCGAAAGGCUCGAAAGGAAUUUAUGAAGUAUCGGAAGAUUAUCAGAUAAACGAGGAAAUUCCAAAUGAUUAUAUGACGAACAGAUAUUCGAGAGAUAUUGCUGCGAAUACCGUUCACGAGAGAACGAGACAUUCUGCGCCAACAGCGCGUGGACUAACCACCAAAUCGUCCUCUCGUUAUGACGCUUAAUAGCCAAUUUAUCACGAGGCUGUCCGCAGA